AUGUCUCGCCGUAAGCUUCGUGAGACUGUCGAGGAAACACUGAGCCCUCCCACCACGUUGCUCGAAACCGAAACCAUCGCCCGCGUGGUGAAAGCCAACGGCAAAGAUCUCUACACCGUGCAGAUCCCCUCCGUUCAUGACCCUCUCCUUGUCGAACUGAAUCCCAAAUUCCGUGCCACCGUUUGGAUCAAACGUGGUGGCUAUGUCCUCGUCGACACCUCCAAAACCUCCGGCCGAGACAACAAAAUCCAGGGAGAGAUUGUGAACGUGGUUCGAGAUGAAAAGGUGUGGAGGAAACAAUCGUAUUGGCCAUCGGAGUUCGUCAAAAAGCGUGCUCCUGUGGACAGUGACGAGGAGGAAUCAGUGGUAGGGAAAAUGCCUCCAUCGGACAGCGAAGAGGACGAAUGA
Exophiala bonariae is the source of this 408-nucleotide messenger RNA. RefSeq lists its product as uncharacterized. The record is from RefSeq and is a predicted model, not a curated record. The transcript has a single exon. Gene Ontology annotation, cellular component: nucleus. Lineage: Eukaryota; Fungi; Ascomycota; Eurotiomycetes; Chaetothyriales; Herpotrichiellaceae. Gene Ontology annotation, biological process: translational initiation. The coding region runs from base 1 to 408 and encodes 135 amino acids. Gene Ontology annotation, molecular function: RNA binding; translation initiation factor activity.